AUGAAACCGGAGUUAGAGAUAUGGCUUGGCGAUGACAUUCAAAGCAUCACGAAAUCCGAUAUUCGCUCUCCGUUCACUGACCUGCAUGGUGCGAGUGCUGUGUGGACAAUAUCGACGAAUUCGGGUGUGACGGAUAUGUAUCUCUACAGCAAUCAUGUACAAGGUCUACAGCCUACUCAACCACGUAUUCGCUUCUUUGGUUGGAAAACCGCGAAUCUGCCGCAGAGUCAAAACUCGGAGCGAUUGAACAUUUGGUCCGCCCCAAUGGCAGGUUCGCUUGUGAGAUCCUGUGCUCAGGAAAUUUUUGCAUCAUUUCUCACAAGUAUUCUUGACAUUGUAGACAGUUGUGGAGAUGUUUAUGUCGAGGAAGGUGAAUCGAUUAGGCUUGAGAACGGCCUGGUGUCUGAGAUUGUUGCACUUUUCACGGAGAUGCAAUUGGGCUCAAAAUUGGAAGCUCAACUUUGUGUGAUCCCAUUAUUGUUACCUCGGCUCGGGGUGCCAUCUGCAGCGAGUGCCUUAGCAGCAGCAAAGGACAGCGCAAAUCAUCAUCGAAAACGCAAGAAUUGGGUGAAGGCAGAAAAGGUGCUACAAUGGGCAUGGAAUAUCUGCAGGCGAUCCCAGAAUUCUUAUACACACGUGAUUGACGAAGGUGAAGACAAUAGACCGGGCUCGGAAGAUAAACUCGUGAAGCAAGCAACAAUUGAUCUGUGUGAGCUAUACCGGUGGGCCUUGAUAGAAAAGACCUCGAGGACAUUUGGCAUUUAUGGAAUCUGUUGGCUCCACGAGAAGUGUGGCCAAUCGGUAUCGGAGCGCGAAGUUAUUGAUCGCUAUUUCCUUGUUGCGAAUGAGUUUUCGGAGCAUCAAGCUAGCGAUGCUGACCUUGACAAUAUGGAAACGGGCUCCUUGAAAACUGCGCUACUGUUUGUCACCCAUCCUGCAUCCGAGACAACAAGAGUGCAAAAAGGGAUAGCCCUUUGCUUAGCGGCGGAAUAUAAAUGGGCGGAGGUGGCACUUGCGUUGCUCGAAUUAGGUGGCGAACCGGAGUUUCGAGACGCAAUAGGCAGAGUACCUCUAUCGCAUGCGGCAGAAAGUGGAAGUAUCACUAUCGUGGAAGACUUGAUGAAAUGGGGAAGUUUCCCAGACUCCGAGGAUUAUGCUCGAAGGACACCAUUAUCAUACGCCUCAGAAUUAGGUCGCCACGAAGUAGUUGAGCUGUUGCUAAGAGAUGUUCGCGUCUCACCAGACCCAACGGAUAAUUACCAUGAAACGCCGUUAUCAUGGGCGGCACAGAAUGGUCAUGAUACUGUUGUUAAACUGCUUCUCGAGACUGGUAAAGUCGAACCAGAUAGAAGGGACCAGUAUGAACGGACACCGCUAUCACAUGCAGCAGAGAACGGCCAUGACAGUGUUGUCAAAUUGCUUCUCGAGAGUGGAAAAGUUAAGCAAGAUAUAAACGACCACGAUAAACGGACACCACUUUAUAUGUAG
Molecule: messenger RNA, 1488 nt
Organism: Penicillium griseofulvum
Lineage: Eukaryota; Fungi; Ascomycota; Eurotiomycetes; Eurotiales; Aspergillaceae
Product: ankyrin repeat domain-containing protein
Exons: 1
Coding region: 1-1488 (495 amino acids)
Cellular component (GO): cytoplasm; nucleus
Molecular function (GO): protein binding
Source: RefSeq, a predicted model, not a curated record